AAACGCGCCAUAGGGCAGAGAAGGACCCCUCCCGUUAUUUUGAGGACCGGGCUGGUGCGACUAUACUACUGCCGGAUGGCAAAUCCGGGAUCUCGGCUCCGAGAGGCUCAUCUGGCAAAAGGGCGCGGAAACCACGGGGGCCCUGAGACUGAGUGGUCCCUAUCCCACUUCUCUCUGGGGCGGCGCUGUAGCCACCGACUGACAGGCGCAGCGAAAGGCAGCCCUCUGCUGUAAGGAGGAAAACUGAGGCCUGGGAGCAGGAACCUGUAGGCAGCGCUUGAGGGUAGCGGGAUAGCAGCUGCAAGCGCGCGUGGGAGGCGGGGGCUCUGGGCGGAACAAAAAUCACAGGAUGUCAGAGGAUGUUUCCCGGGAAGAACUGGGAUAAAGGGGUCCCAGCACCAUGGAGGACCCGAACCCUGAAGAGAACAUGAAGCAGCAGGAUUCACCCAAGGAGAGAAGUCCCCAGAGCCCAGGAGGCAACAUCUGCCACCUGGGGGCCCCGAAGUGCACCCGCUGCCUCAUCACCUUCGCAGAUUCCAAGUUCCAGGAGCGUCACAUGAAGCGGGAGCACCCAGCGGACUUCGUGGCCCAGAAGCUGCAGGGAGUCCUCUUCAUCUGCUUCACCUGCGCCCGCUCCUUCCCCUCCUCCAAAGCCCUAAUCACCCACCAGCGCAGCCACGGUCCAGCCGCCAAGCCCACCCCGCCGGUUGCAACCACUACUGCCCAGCCCACCUUCCCUUGUCCUGACUGUGGCAAGACCUUUGGGCAGGCUGUUUCUCUGAGGCGGCACCGCCAGAUGCAUGAGGUCCGUGCCCCUCCUGGCACCUUCGCCUGCACAGAGUGCGGUCAGGACUUUGCUCAGGAAGCAGGGCUGCAUCAACACUACAUUCGGCAUGCCCGGGGGGAGCUCUGAGUGCAGCUUAAGCCUCUCCACGGUGACGGGUGGCUCUGUGGCUGGUAGGACUCACCCAUGAUAUGGGGUGCAGGAACUCUGGGGGCCCUUAAGGAUUUGCUUCCCUCCCCUGGGAAGGCAGAGGGCUCUUAAUAAAGAGGACCCAGAAGAUUCUUAUUUAGAGCUUCAGUCUUUGGAGGACACAGGGCCUUCGUGAGACAGUGAAAUCAGACAAUAAUGAGAUCUUUUGUUUAAAAAAAAAAUGGGAAGGGAGUGCGGGAGAGAAAUGGUUUGUGUCUCCCUUAUUCCCAGUUAAAUACCUAGCUGCAGAUUGUGCCAUCACCCUUCAUUCUUCCCAGAUGGAUGCCAUGGGCUAUGGGAGCAAAUUGCCCUGGACCUUUGCCUGAAUGGGGGCAGGGAAGGUGAGGUGUUGCUGGCCUGUAAUGCCACCAGAUGAGUUCCAGAUGUAGAGCAACUUGGGCUUUUGGGGAUGGGGCAGCAAAGUUGGGAGCUGGACCCCAAUUGAGUGGGGGUGGCAAUUGGAGUCCUUGUGUCUCUUUCCCACCCCUUGCCAUCCUCACUUAGAGGGGCCAUGGCACUAGAUGGCACUAGUCCCCCGAUAAUUUAUGUCUCGUUUAAAUAAUUUUGUAUAUCAUUCUAGUCAUGAAAUAUUUUUUUCAUAUGUGUAGGUGAAAUGGUAUGAAUAAGCUAACAGGAAUAGUAUCUAAAAACAGAAAACAUCCAUAUUAAAAUGUCUAAACAGGGAGCUCUGGCUUUUGAGUGGGAAUUUCCAGAGAACAUAAGGGUGUGGGCAGGUGGGGGAACUCAGGCCAGAGUUGGCCUCGCUUUGUGGGGAAACUGGUUUGGAAUCAAACAGAGAUACCUUCUGUUUCGGGUUUUAUUUGGCCAACACUGGGAGAUUUCCCAUUAAGAUCCUAUUUUCAGCUCUCUUGAAAGGCCCAACCUAGGCUGACAUUGUCAGCAGGGGCAGGACAGAAGCUACAACAGGCUGGAGGGAGCACUGGGUGUCACCCUCAACUGGAGAUGAGUCCCACCAGGCCAGUUUUACCCCCUUAGUUACCUGCCCUGCACCUGCAGACAAUGGUCGAUGCCUUGCAUAUAAUACUUAUAGACUCUUUAUGUUGAGGGAUGUUUUUAAAGCCCACAGGUGAUGUGGAUGUGGUAGACUGAUCACUGUCUCUGUUUUUAGCUAGGCACACAGUAGCUGAAAAGACUGCAUUUCCCAGAUUCCUUUGCAGCUAGAUGUGGCCUUGUGACUGAUUUCUGGCUAAAUUCCUGGGUAGAAUAGUCAAGCUUAAGAAAGGGACGGCUGGGCACAGUGGCUCACGCCUGUAAUCCCAGCACUUUGUGAGGCUGAGGCCGGUGGAUCACCUGAGGUCAGGAGUUUGAGACCAGCCUGGCCAACAUGGUGAAACCCUGUCUCUACCAAAAAUACAAAAAUUAGCCGGGUGUGGUGGCAUACACCUGUAAUCCCAGCUACUUGGGAGGCUGAGGCAGGAGAAUUGCUUGAACCUGGGAGACAGGUUGCAGUGAGCCAAGAUCGUGCCAUUGCACUUCAGCCUGGGUGACAGAGUGAGACUCUGUUUAAAAAAAAAGAAAAGAAAGGGACAUACCUUUUUUCCACCUUCCUAACUGUAAUACGGAAACGGUAUCCAGCCAUCUCAGACCAUAAGGACAAGAGCGACACGUGGGAUGGCAGAGCAACAAGAUAGGAGCCUGGGUCUCUCAUCAAUUUCAGGGAGCACAGCCAUCAUACCAGCCCACUUCCAUAUUGCUAUCUAAGAAAGAAACUUCUAUCUUAUUUAAGCCACCAUUAUUUUGGGUCUCUGUCACAUGCAACAGAAUUUACAGCCUAAGACAGGGGUCUGCAAACUAUGGCCAACUCUAGCCUGCUGCCUGGUUUUGCAAAUAAAAUUUUAUUUGAACAGUU
This is a messenger RNA of Gorilla gorilla gorilla (western lowland gorilla), 2843 nucleotides long. RefSeq names its product zinc finger protein 576 (gene ZNF576). The record is from RefSeq and is a predicted model, not a curated record. The coding region runs from base 401 to 913 and encodes 170 amino acids. Lineage: Eukaryota; Metazoa; Chordata; Mammalia; Primates; Hominidae. The transcript has 3 exons.